AUGUCGUUCGAAACCGGUGAAUGGUCUCUGGCCAAAGACAAGGAGCUCAUCGACAGGUUGGAAAAGCACUCUGCCGAGUUUCUGGCGCCCCUCGCGGACGUUCCGAAAGAGCUCGAUCAGCUGACUACCGAAACAGCUCAACUGAACUUGUUACUGCAGAAUGUGGUCGGAGACUUGAACACGCUCUCUGAGAAGCGAUUCAUUGAGAAUCGUGUCGCUGAAGCUCAAGAUGAAAAAACUCCCCCAACCCCCGAGCCCGAAGCGAAAGCUGCUUCGGAAGAAGAGCUCCGAGAAGCCGUUCGAACAGGGUUGAAAGCGUUCGGUUUGCUCCCAGUGGAAGAACUCUCUGACGACGACGACCGUGAGACCGGCUACGAAUGCUUCGCACGAGAUCGACCGUUUUCGUUGAUCAUCGGCAGCAAGCAAUGGCUGGAGGCUGAUCCGUUUGCGGGUCUCACUCCCGUAGACACGUUUUCCGUCUGCAGCACGCCGAUUUCCGAAGCCAUGGAGGAUCUAGUCCUGCCGUCAACUACGUCGCCGGUGGCAAGCGAUCUCAUUGAAGAGGCCACCGAGGCUGAGACCUGGUACCAGAAGGAGAGGGCUUCCAUUUCUACGCAGGGGACCGCGCGACCCUUGGAUUCCGACAGUGAAUCGUCUGUGACAUCCGCUGUUCCGAAAAAAACACCACUGGCUCCCUCGCUGUCAGAUUUUACGGGGUCGAGAAAACCCCGCGGUCUAUUCGACGACGACGACAGUGAUGAUGACGGCGACUUGUUCGGGGUAUCGAGGAAACCGUCCGUCUCCUCGGUGAAUCGACGGGGCUCGCGCUCGUCCUCGUCCCAGGCAUCGCCACAACCGACGAACGUGGCCCCGGUGGCGACUACGCCGCAGGAGGAAACCACCCCACGAGAGCGCAACGACAUUCCGAAGCCUGUUUCUUUCCUCGAGGAACUCAAAAAGAAAACGGGUGGUAGACUUCCGGGAGAUCAACAAAACGUCAAGUCUCCUCCUCUGACGCCCACGAAGUCUGAGACCGCGGAGAAAGUGUCGUCACCGGCACCAGGACCAUCGUCGAACCAAGAGCCUCUCGCACGAAAAAAGAACUCGAUAUUCGACAGCGAUUCGGAAAGUGAUAUUUUCGUCCCGAAAGCAAAGCCUCCAAAAUCGUUUUCGGAACAGAACUCGGAUUCUCGUUUUCGCGGUAAUACGUUGCCGUCCCAAAAGGAAGGUGGGCAAUCAGGUGACGAUCCGCAGAAGCCGAAAAAAGUUCAACCGGAUUCGCGGCUUCGAACGAAACCGUCGCUGUUCGACAGUGAUUCGGGAGAAGACGGACCUGGAGCCGUACCGAAAGCUACCGCAGAGCAAGCCUUCACGAAAGUAAGUUCGCCGUUGGAUAAAACGACGCAGGCCCUGCCGAAGCUUCCAAAGAAAAACUCGCUAUUCGACGACAGUGAUUCGGAUUCUGAUAUUUUUGGGCCUCUGAAGAGAACGACGCAGAAACCCGCCGAGAAAUCUCGAGUCGAUGCGGCGAUUCCAGAACAAGCUGAGUCCGCCCAGAUUGUCAAGCCAAAAGAGUUCAGAGGCGUGCGAGUACUGCCACAGAUUCCGGUGAAACUCGGAAGCGACAAGGAAGUUGAUCGAGAAAAAAGGAAGUCGUUGACGCCGACGAUCGACCUCUCUGCACCGGUAGCGAGCAAGCCUCAAGUCCAAUCCUCUUCGAAGCCCACGAUCGAACCCCGAAGUAGUGAUUCUGAAGACGAGACUACCAAAUCCAAAGUGAAGCCAAUCGCGACUCGACCACAACAAUUCGCUCCUAAAUUGCCAAAUCCAUUUGGUGACUCGGGUAGCGACGAUGAUCUGUUCGGGGCGUCCCCUACCAUCAAGAAACCGUCCGGAGCUGAAAAAACAGCAGCAAAACCUGAGACAAUCAAGAAAGUACCUGAAGUAGCGUCUUCCGAGAAAGGUUCGGAUAACCCCUAUUCAGCUACGACUAUAAGUGGAAAAGAGGAAAUUCCUACUCUGAAAAAGUCUAUUGACUUACCGCAGACACAGGAGCUCCCCAGAGAUCCUUCUCCGGAAUUAUUCGUAGACCCUCUCACGUCAACGGAAUCUGGACGAGCGAAAUCGAGCGACCCAACAGCAGUGUCCAAAGAAGAGCGCGCUCCGGAAACGAAGUUGACCGAGAAGCCCAACAUUGGCAAAGCCAAGCUGUUCUCCACAGAUAGCGAGUCCGACGAGGAUCUGCUCCUGAAACCCAAGUCACCAGCCCCCACAGCCGGCGAUCGGGCAGGUUCCCUGGACACGGGCAAGAAAUCGAUAAUUCCCAGAAGCAAGGAGCCUGAGGACACACCGACGGAGAGCCUUCAACAGACCUCUCGAUCCGAGGCUCAGCAAUCCGGUCUCGAGUCGCGACCAGAUCCUCCGGCGGGAAGAGAAGGACGAGUCGACUCCCUUCCAGAUUCGGUGUCCCCAGCCGAAGACGAACCUGUCAAAACCAUGGCCGAGAAAAGCAACGCAGUCAAGAAGAUCGGCAUGGGCCUACCCGCUGGACUCCUGCAGGGGCUCAAGGCGCGCCAGCAACAAUUAGGGAUAGCUAAGCCUGAGGCGGGAAUCCGUGAAUCCGCUUCCAACGAAAAAACUCCGGAAGCCCGACCGGCGGCAAUAACUACAGGGUCACAAGUAGAUGAUAUCGUGGCCAUGAGGAGCGAUCACAAAGAUAUCGUCGAAAUAGCCAAAGCAAGAGCUCGGGGGCCGAGCGGUCGUAGACCCCCGACCCGAUCAGCCGCCAAGAAAAAAGAGCCCGUCCAAAGCUCCGGGGAAGCCCUGCCCCAAGCGGCGGUAGAUGCACAAGUCAAAGUGCCUAUUAUUCUUAAAAGACCCGAACCUGUACCUGGAGAGUCAAUCGAAAGGAUUUCCGCUGGAAAAAUCGAUGAAACCGUGGACCAAAGGGACAAGGGGAACUCUGAGCCGGUUGUCAAACGUCCAUCUUCGGAGGAGGAACUCGCUCAGAAGAAGACGCAGACCGUGGAAGAUCCCCUCGCUUCUGCCGAUGUGCCGGAGAAAGAGUCGAGACCUUCUGGAUCGGAUGUCGUACAGACAGCGACCGAACCGGGUAAAGCGAUGCCGAAGCCUGAGACAGAAAACAAAAAAGAGUCGCGGGAAGACCCACGACCGAAAACCAAGUCCAUAUUCGCUUCAGACAGUAGUGAUGAAGACCUAUUUUCGCCGAAAGCUCCUCCUCGCAAGAAAAGUAUCCCCAAGGAGAAUAUCAUUGUGCCUCCGGCCGCCAAAGGCUCAGUGCCCGUGAAGGACGAUCCGCUGUCUGCGUCCUUCGCCUCCACUGCAAGAGGAUCAACUGGAGGACCUACUCAACCCGUCGCCCCGAAGCGAGCGGAGAAGUCGGUGCCACAAAAGGAGAAAACGGAAGCGAAGUCUCCACAGAUACCGGCUUCCGUUCUGUCCAAAAGUUUAUUCAGUGAUUCUGAAGACGACGACGACGGAGCAUCUCUCUUCGGUCCGAAGAAGCCCAGAGCUCUCCCGAAAUCUGCUACGACUUCCACACUGAGCGCUGUGAAAGCGGAGAAGCCAAAGCUGACUCAAUCGAAGAGCUCAUCGGCGAACCUCUUCGGUUCGGACUCGGAUUCCGAUGAGUUAUUCAAGAAGAAAUAACAGGACAUGGUCUAUUUAUGUUUCCAUAGUACAUAUUUAUCGUCGAUUCGAGUCGCACCAAGUUUUACUCGAUGGAUCAUUUACCUCUAUGAAGCGUUUUUCGGCUGAGCUCGUGCGAAGUCGAGGCGAGAAAAGAAGACACCGUUUAAUAAACUGUUGAAUUGUUGUUGUUAUUA
This is a messenger RNA of Galendromus occidentalis (western predatory mite), 3845 nucleotides long. Its product is annotated as WASH complex subunit 2. NCBI's taxonomy places the organism in Eukaryota, Metazoa, Arthropoda, Arachnida, Mesostigmata, Phytoseiidae. The record is from RefSeq and is a predicted model, not a curated record. Bases 1 to 3669 code for a protein of 1222 amino acids. The transcript has 2 exons.